Molecule: messenger RNA, 2009 nt
Organism: Contarinia nasturtii (swede midge)
Lineage: Eukaryota; Metazoa; Arthropoda; Insecta; Diptera; Cecidomyiidae
Exons: 3
Coding region: 1-1854 (617 amino acids)
Source: RefSeq, a predicted model, not a curated record
AUGCCGCCAGCUUUUCGUAACAUUGUCGAGGCUCACAUCGGUGAAGAAGAUUUUGCAUGGCCCGAUAAAGAAUGCUUGGGAAAUGGUUUUAAUUAUUUCUACCAAGAUCACAUUCGAAAUACUCAGACCAAUCUCAACACUCAUUGUUCAGAACAUGUUGAAUCGUUUUUUCAAAUGAAACGCUGGUAUUAUAACAUGAAUAUCAAUGGCCAUCAAUACAAUGGAUCAAAAUUUGACGGCAUCGAUAUACGAAACGCAAAAGUUUACGCCACUAGUAACAAAGAUCUGACACAUGGUGAUGUAGAGAGAACAAAUAAGAUGAAAAUUUUAUUGUAUGAACUGGAAAGAAUCGGUUGGCAGUGUCAAAAAGUUCAUAAUGAACAAUUGGUUCCAGUCACUGUCAAUGAGUUCGUUAAGGACAAUUGGUUCCAAUCACUGUGGAUGUUCGGUCAAAUGCAACGCCAAAUCGAAGUGUUUCAUCAAUAUGCAAAACAAUGGCAUGCGUUCCGUCGCGAUGGAUUGAUAACGAACAAUCGACCGCCAAAAGUGAACAAUUUCGCACUUGUCCCGUUAUGCCGAUUCCAACUGAAAAACGUUCGAUUGGAUAUGACAGAUAUGUAUUAUUUGGCGAACACUGUACUAGGAGUGGUGCCCAGUUCUCGCAAUCCGCUGACCAAUCGAAUGAACAAAUACACACUGGACUAUUACUUGUACGGCCAUCGAGAUGAAUUGUGGAAUUUGGUUUUCGACAUGGAUAAAAUCAAACAAAUCGGCAAGCAGAAGCGGUUUCACUCGCAAAUCAUCACCAAUAGUGUUUGCGUGUCAAUAUUGUACGAGAAGCCAGCGAAGGCUUGGGUGGAAAAUUCGGAGCAGGCCACAUUUAACAACAUGACAUAUGCUAGUGCCAUCGAUCCGAACGAGAAAACGUGGGUGGCCGUUGUGCGCCGCCAUAUCAAGUCAAACAUUGAGGAAAACAUUAAAAUAUCCAAUCCACGAUUUCAUUGGCAAACCGAGCAGAAGAAGAGAGAUCGGAAGGCUGAUCGGUUGACCUGGUGGUUUGUUGAAGAAGAACAAAUGGAUUUCAAGUCGUACCCAGUGAUACCAUCGCCGCGUGGAUCCACAUGGAAAGCGUACAUUCUGCAUCGCAUCAAAAUGCUACGAAUGGGAAUGCAAGCAUAUGCGACUCGAAAAUAUGCACGAUUGGAUCUCGAUCACCACAUCAAGGCUACCAAAACAAGUGAUAAAGUUGCCAUGCGGGUAACGAACAACAAACCGUCUUGGAUUUGGAUUGGUGCUGGAGAAAUGGCACCAAAUCGGCCAUGGGGCAUAAAGAAGCGGAAAAGAUGCCCAGGAACGCGUAAAUUGGCGACCAGCUUCAAGAAACAAGAGCACACAAAGGUCAGUUUUCAAGAUGAAUGGGGUACAUCAAUAACGUGUGCCAAUUGUCACGAGCGAUUUCCAAGAGAAACCAAAAAUCAUCGAUUCAAAAUUUGUCGAAAUUGCAUACCAAAACCGAUUGUUGGACUACCACCGAUAAUUGUGACGAAUUUGAGCAGACAAGAGCUUAAAAAAGAGCGAAUUGUAGAGAGAGCAAUCAAUCCAGAUCGUGAGAACAUCGAGCGUUUAGUGCCAAAGAUAAAAGUUAUCUUCAAAACUUGGUCAUUAACUCGAGAAUACCAUGAAUUGGGUGAUGCUGCACCAGAAGACAUGAUUGAGCACGUAGUCAUUUGGCACCGUGACAUUGUUGCCGCAAAGAAUAUUUUAUUCAAAGGAAUGUGUCGUCUUUUUGGCAUACCAUUGCCCGAUUCGUUGAAGAGACCUGACAAUCCACACCAUGCGAACAAUGUCAACUGAUAGCAGCAUAAAAUCAACAAUAAUCAUAAGAAGAAUAUUUUAACAAUUUUGUUAGUUACUAGGCGUGAAUAGUUUAAAUCCAAGGAUUUCUAUUGUACCCUUGACCGCAGUACGGGUCCCUAUUUAGGGCUGUGCGGAAUAUAAAAGAACCCGUA